Messenger RNA from Morus notabilis, 1676 nucleotides. Its product is annotated as putative disease resistance protein At3g14460. The record is from RefSeq and is a predicted model, not a curated record. NCBI's taxonomy places the organism in Eukaryota, Viridiplantae, Streptophyta, Magnoliopsida, Rosales, Moraceae. The transcript has 2 exons. The coding region runs from base 20 to 1384 and encodes 454 amino acids.
UACAGAAUUGCCGACUAGCAUGUGUUGUUUAAUCAACCUACGUCAUCUCGUGAUCGAAGGAACGAGAUUGAAAGAGAUGCCGCCACAGAUGUGCAAGUUGAAAAAUCGACAGAUGUUAAGUUAUUUUGUCUUGGGUGAAAAUGGUGGUUCUCGGAUCAAAGAGCUGGGAGAACUACAGUCUUUGUGUGGAAGUCUUUGUAUUUUAGGCCUUGAAAACGUGGUGGAUGUUGGGGACGUGAUACAGGCUGAUUUGAAGAACAAAGAGCAGCUUACUGAGCUUAUUUUAGAAUGGAAGUAUGGAGAGACUGAUGAUUCAACAAAAGAAAGACAAGUACUUGAUGCGUUGAAACCGCAUGGAAAGCUGAAGAAACUCAAAAUCAGAGGUUACUGGGGUACAAUAUUCCCAGAUUGGGUAGCACAUAAAUCGUUUAGUGACUUCGUUGAAGUCUCUCUGAUUCAUUGUGAACGUUGUUGCUUGUUGCCCUCAUUUGGGCAAUUACCUUCCCUCAGAAAGCUUGAGAUUGAGUAUAUGAAUGGGUUGGAAAGUAUAGGAGAUGAAUUUUGUGGUACUUCCUUGACCAAGCCAUUUCCAUCCUUGGAAAGCUUAAGAAUCAGUCACAUGGAUUUGUUGGAGAAUUGGUCAUUUGCUGGAGUUGAGCAAAGAGGAGAACUUUUCCCUCGUCUACGGGAAAUCUAUUUACGUGACUGUAAGAAACUAAAACUAAAAGUAGAGAUUAAUUCCGCAUAUCCCUCUCUUGAGCGUAUAAAAUUAGACUCCUGUCCAAGAUUAGAGUCAUUUUCAGGAAUGGGCUUGCCCUCUAAUUUAAAGGGACUUGAUAUCCAUAAGUGCCCAAUGCUCAUUGCAGACCGUAUGAAUUGGGAUUUGCAAAGACUCUCCUCUCUUCAAAGAUUAGCGCUCCGUGGAUGUGAAUUUGAAGAAGCGGUGGAUUCAUUUCCAGAGGAAGGGCUGCUUCCAUCCACUUUGACUUCUCUUUGGAUCUGGUCCUUCAGAAACCUUAAAGCCCUACACGGAAAAGGCUUUCAGCAACUCAUCUCCCUUCAACAUUUGGAAAUUUAUUACUUCGAAGAAUUAGAGAGCUUGCCAGAAGAAGGGCUUCCCCUUUCUCUUAAUUAUUUAUUCAUCUCGAUCUGUCCUCUGUUAAAAGAGCGGUGCCAGAGAGGAACAGGGGAGGAUUGGCCCAAGAUUCAACACAUCCCCAACAUUAUGCAUUUCGUUCCCUCCCCAUCGUCAGUGUGCUCCAAUCAUCUCUUCAGUGAAGGGUCCAAUCGAACCCACCUGUGCUCGAAUCCAAACCCCGUCCAGAUGUUUCAUCCUUUCCCAGUGGCAAAGCAAAGAAAGAAUCCCCAUUUCCAGUACUUGUAAAGAACGAUUCCAGGGAAAGUCUUUAUAACUCGACCAGGAUCUUAUGCAGACUGACUUUUAUUUUGCAUCUAGUCAUGAACCGCUAUUGCAACUACUGAACAGAUUUUGGAACGAGUGAUUAUCCGCUGCAUUUUCUCGCGAAUGGCAUUGAAAUAUUAGAGCGGAACUAGCUUUCUAAGUGUACUACUUUCUUUUUAUUUUGUCAUCAACAGUCUAAUACAAGAAUCAUAGAGGAAUUCGUUGUAAUGACUGAGAAAAUUCCAGACUUUAAAUAAUACAAUUUAUUUAUUUA